Messenger RNA from Paramuricea clavata, 6348 nucleotides. NCBI's taxonomy places the organism in Eukaryota, Metazoa, Cnidaria, Anthozoa, Malacalcyonacea, Plexauridae. The record is from the annotation of a GenBank genome assembly.
UGAUGCUCCCAUUAUGGUUUGCACGCCUAGAGUUUAAGGUUUGCAAAGGACAACCUUUUAUAAUUUAGCUGUGUAUGCAUAACCUCAACUACAUUCUUUGAUUUCUUACGGCUGUAGUGGUCACCCACCCACCCUGCCGUAAUUAUUUAGCUUCGUUUAAUAAAUUGUAAAUCAUCUUUAAAGGUUUGUUUAAGCAAAUGCCAAGGCAAUGAAUACGCAGAUGACGUGACGAAGGAAUGCAAACCGUGUGCCAGUGUUUGUCAGAAAUGCGAUGGGCCAGCAUUUAACCAAUGUACAUCUUGCGAAGCACCAAAACUACUCAAGGGUGGGAAUUGUGUUACGAGCUGCACGGAUGGAUGGUUUGCCACUGAGGAUAGACGUUGCGAGAGAUGUGAUCCAACAUGUUUAACCUGUAGUGACAAGGCUAUCUUCUGUACGGCUUGUAAAGAGGACCAUAAGCUGGAAAUGAACAGGUGGGUCAUGUGCAGGGGUGGAAAAAAAUUUUACAUUCUAGGACCGCAAAAGAACAUUGAAAAAUUUUCUGCGAAUAAUCAAGUAAAUCAACACUCGAACGCUGUAACUGUGUAACACUAACAAGUUGUCAAACUUAAUGUCAUGCUAUAUUUUAAGGUAUAUAACAUAAAACUAAUUUAGAUAACAUCAUACGUCAGGGGGACUGAUCCUAAGGUAAAUUUACAGAUGCCAAAAAUGGGCACCACUAGGGGGAUCUGGGGGCAUGGUGCCCCCGAAUAUUUUGAAAAUUAGGUUUCUCAGAUUGGCUAAAAAUGUAUUUGCCAUACCACAUUGGUUACAUCAUUCUAUAGUCUGUACAUUUAUUCACUAUUGCACUAUUAAGAUGGAUGUGCUUCUAAUUGAAUUUCUGAGGUCAUAUAUACAGUACAGGUAACAUUCUUUCUGUUGGGUAGAAUUUUUCCCCUGAAUUUCUACCUAUGUCUAAAUUUCUACAAUUAUCUUUUUUUCUUUCUUGGAAAUAUUUUCUGGGAACUCAAGAAAUUUUCUGCGACCAAUGGUCCCAUAGUCCGAUACUUUGGUCCCAUGAUACAAUGGUCCCAUGGUUCGAUACAGUAGGUACUGUAGGUUCACGUGGGUAGGUUUUUACGAAGGUAAGAUAAGGUGGGGUAAGAUACGGUAAUAAUUAGUACAGAUAGUUACAGGAAAAUGUAAGGCAUUGCUCUUAUCUUUAUUCUCGUUUUUCCAGGUGUGUCAUUGAUUGCAAAGACAAUAAUUAUGUAUCCAACGAUCUCUGCUGGGCUUGUCAUCCUUCAUGCUUGACAUGUAACAACGGUACUGCCUGGUCGUGUACUGAAUGUGGGGCCACCACCGCCACACGCGAGGGGGUAAAACAAGACCUCUACCUACACAGAGGAAUGUGUGUGAUAACGUGUCCCUCUGGUUUUUAUGGUAAUAAUCAUCAGUGUGCACCAUGCGACGCUUCUUGUAAAUAUUGUAAAGGUCCGUUGAAUACGGAUUGUACGGCUUGUAAAGAUGGAUUGGUUAGAGAGGACAAUGGGACAGGGUUAUGUUUGGAUAACUGUCCGUCAGGUAAGAUUGUAAAUUUAAUAUCAUAAAUUACCUUUCAAUUUCCCAUUACUUAAGGGUCGGGCCGUCUUGUGUAUCAUUUCCAUGCAAAUCUUGCAUCAUCCAGUCUCUUCGAUGAUCUUCUUAAUUCUAGCACUCCGCGUUAUCCUUUUUCUUCAUCACUCAUUCUUAUUCUUUGUCUUCCUCCGGAUCUUCUCUUACAGAUUCCUUUCAUGCUAAUUUAUUAUCUAUUCUAAUCAAAUAUCCAAACAAUUUUUAUCCGUCGUAACAUUCCAAUCUCAGCCCUCUUUAAUAGCCUGCAAUGGACCAUUAAUAACUAAUCUACAGUGUUAUGUACAUCACAUAUUUAUAUUACAUUCUUCCAGGUUCAAGCCAUAGGAUAUCAGAGGACACAUGUGUGAAAUGUGGAUCCAAUUGCAGUGCAUGUGACACUGAUCACCCCUCAAGUUGUACGGCUUGUCAUCAAGGGAUGUUUUUAUGGCAACGUAAAUGCGUAACACCUGACGAGUGUCCGAGGGGUACAUACGCAGAGACCGAUAGUCGCCGGUGUAAAUGCUGUGAUCCGUCAUGUGACAGGUGUAUUGACCCGCCUACCUUCUGUACUGCUUGCUCCGGGUAUUCGUAUCUCCAUGACAACAAAUGUAAACUAGUUUGUCCGGUUGGAACUUAUGGCAAAGACAAUAAGUAAGUGAUGAAAUAACUAAAUUUUUGGUCGGGUACCAGUGUAAUAUUCGUUACCCAAAAGAUUUCAUCCGUCCAGGACUGUACACAACUGUGUUAAACCUUCAUUCUCUCAGCAUUACAGAACCAUGAACAAUGCCUUCCUAUGCAUGAUAUAUUUCUUGUUUGAUUUCUUAUAGGUGUUUACCAUGCUAUGCCAACUGUUCAAGUUGUUUUGGUGGUAGGCAAGAUCAAUGUCUUACUUGUACAAAUGGCUUCUACUUGUUCAAUAAUAGCUGUGUGAAACAGUGUCCGUUUGCGGAUGAGAUGUUUGUGAAUAAAACAGGACGAUGCCAUUUUUGCUCCCUGACGUGCGAGGGAUGUAUGGGUGAAGCGACAAACUGUACCACAUGCAAAGGUGAGGGUUUGCCAUUCAUAAAAUUUUUGAAACUAAAGCAGACGAAAGGGGGAUAAGGUCAUUAUGGGCCAGUGUUACUACGAGAGGAAAUCAAAGUACCGAGGCACUUGCCACAACUUAUAAUGUUUUAUUAAAACACAAAACAAUAAUAGACACUCCGAAACAUUUUCAUUCUUUACGUUUCGACUAUUAAUUUAAUUUUAAAUCAUCUUUAGAGAAAUGCCAUUCUUAGCAUUCUUCUUGGCAUUCUUCUGAAGAUGACUUAAAUUAACAGUCGAAACGUAAAGAUUGAAAAUGUUUACAAUUUUCGGAGUGUCUGUUGUUUUGUGUUUUAUUAAAAUACUCUUUGGCAACCGCAAUUUUUUAUUAUAUUUUAUUGUAUAAACAACGCGUUGCGGCAGGGUCAUCGUCUACCUAUACUAUCCAGGCUCGUGGUUGGUUGAUUAUAACAAUGAAAGACAAUAAAACUAUAGAAAUCGUCUUUCCAAAGAACGAGUCACGAACAAUGAUAUUUUUUGUUUCUGAAAGCCAAUCACAAAACAUGAUCAUUUUAGGUUGGUCUUUACCCUUGCAGCGCGAACAAAACCGAAUGUGAUCAUAUACCAUACCAUACCAUCAAAUGUAUACCAAGCCAUACCAUACCAGUACUAAGCCAUAUCGUACCAUACCACACAUUAUAAUACCUUACCAUCCAUACCAACUUUUCAGCAGAAGUUGGCUUACAUUGUUUGUUGUCUCUUUACAGAUGGUUUUAGUAAAGUCGACGGACUAUGCAAGUCAGUAUGCGAAGAUGGAACUUUCCACAACAGUACAUUAGCUUCUCAAACAACGGGGAACAAAACAAAUGACCAUUGUUCAGAAUGCCACACGUCAUGCUCGUCAUGCUUAGGACCAACUAAAUACGACUGUCUUCGUUGCAAGGGAGUGAGAUUCCGAGACCCGAUCAAUAAAUUGUGCUCACUCAACUGCCCCAAUCUACGUGGAUACUACGAGGACCUCACCACUACCCUGUGUGAAAGAUGCCCAUCGGAGUGUUCGGAAUGUAUAAACCCAGCUACCUGUUUGAGGUGUGUCCCUGGGUUGUUUUUAUUUGAAAAGCAGUGUAUCCCGCAUUGUCCAGAAGGUCGUUACGCAAGUAAUGUAAGCAAGGCUUGUACGCCGUGUGAUAAGGCUUGUAAAUCGUGCGCUGGUUUGCCUACAUCUUGUACAAAGUGUAAUCCAUCCCAGAUCCUGUUUAAAAAUCAAUGUGUUACCAAGUGUCCGUCGGGGAUGUUUUUAUCAAAGGAUUUCAAUCGCUGUUUACCGUGUGAUGACUCCUGCUUGACAUGUGUUGGAGCUGGCCGAAGUCGUUGUACGUCAUGUAAGCCGGAAUUGGUGCUGUUUCAAGCUCAGUGUCGCACAAGAUGUCCCACGCGAUAUUAUCACAAUACUGAAGCACAGAGUUGUCAGCCUUGUGAUUACUACUGCCACAGAUGUAGCGGGGGUGAGUUUCUUUUAUAUUGGUAGGGCUUUUAUGGAAUCUCUGCAUUGAAUUGAAUAUAACUGGAACACUGCCUUCAGAUAAACUGAAGGUUAAGACUCAAGAUACGCGUGUUUAUAUCAUGAUUGACUGAUUGAGCGCUCUUCGCAUGCGUGAAAAGACUGGGACUGGUCUUCUAAUUUGGCUUCAAAAUUCCGGUUGGAGGUAGCGUUCCGUUUAAUGCAUCUCUGUCAGUGGUCCGAUUUUCCUUGUGGAGGGGGGGGGGGGCAUGUUCAUUUUUUCCACGGCACCCAUACACACGCGCUUGUCAAAGUAAAUGGCCAUAUACCUAGUCUUACGCCCCCUGGUGGUCAAAAGGCGGUCUGCUAUCGCAGACUACAUAUACCUUGCUUUCACAUGAGACCACUGCAACAGGAUCGCCCUUGUCCCCCAAGGUCUUAUUGACCUCACAUCUAAGUAAGUAAGUAAGUAAGUAAGUAAGUGGGAUGUGCUGAUCAUCCUUACUUGCAGCUGAGAGCUAAGCUGAAUUACGAGGCAGCUCAACCUGAUCGAGCUAGGGGGAUAAUCCUAACCCACCCUGUCAACAUUCCCUGUGGGAGGAAACCGGAGUACCCGUAGAAAACCCACGACUUUCGGCAGAGCGUUGACUCUUUUCACAUAAAUGUCAUGUAUGAGUCCGUAGCGAGAAUCGAACCCACGAUCUCAGAGGUGAAAGGCGCUUGCUCUGAUGAUUGCAUCUACAGAGCAAUACAGUUCAUUCACUCUAUCUCUCUCACUUCUUCGUCUUUUGCCCAUCUCUAGUCUCAGGAUCAGUUUCUCAUUAUAUCCAAAAAAUCUCUGCGAAUUGCAUCUGUAUUCAUCUUUAAUACUUUUCAUUUACUAUAGGCAAUGGUUUGUUAAGCUGUAAGGAAUGCAUAUCACCGUUGGUUCUUGAGAACAAUAUGUGUGUAAGAACGUGUUCACCGGGUUACGUGUUAGAUCGCAUGAAACGCGCGUGCGUCCCGUGUCACGAAUCUUGUGACCGGUGCAUGGGUGCAACACGUGAUCAAUGUCUAUCUUGCAAAGACAGCCAAGACAGUCUACAGGGUUCGGUUUGUAAGAAAUCUUGCGGUGACGGAAUGUACAGAAACCCCGAGACGUCGCGAUGCGAAUCGUGUCAUCCGUUGUGUAAAACCUGUUCUGGUGGAGGAAAAGAGGCUUGUACGAGCUGUGUGGAGGGACUGUCAUAUUCCUUAUCUCAAUGUUUAUCCUCGUGCGGUGAAGACGAGUACAGGAACAAUGGGCAAUGUUAUAUGUGUGACAGAGGAUGCAAGACGUGCAAAGGAGCAACUAGUAAAGAUUGCUUGAGCUGUAAUGAUAAUCGGAAACUUUUCAAUUUCACUUGUGUGAAGAACUGUCCGCCGGGGAUGUAUGAACGGGACUCUAAUGGCAUUCCAGAAUGCGAGCGAUGUCACCCAUCUUGCGCAACCUGCACGCGGGCUGGACCCGACGCCUGCACGUCAUGUCGCAUGGAUCUAUACCUCGAGGGAACUAACUGCGUACAACAGUGUUCAAUAAAUCACAUCCUGGACGAAGACACGAAGAAAUGCAAACUUUGUAACUCAGAUUGUCCUACAUUCGCAAACAUCACAGAUCGUUCGGCCCUUCCUCACAAGAACGACGAAAGCAACGCACCCACGAAACUUGAAAACCAUUUCAUCUUAAUAUCAAUGGCAACGUGCUUAUCGCUACUUGCUAUAUUCGCAUUACUUGGCCUCUGUAAGUCUCGUUCAACCAACGGUUAUACAAAGGUCAACAACAACUCCGCCUCGAGUGUGGAAACACAGCAGACAUUCGACAACAAUGUUCCAAGCGUUUACAUUCGAGAUGACAAUGCCGAAAGCGAAGCCAUGUUAAAUGACCCCGAUGACCAUGAAAUGUAGCGAAAGACCUUUUCAAAUUUUCGUAUAGAAAUUUUCGUCUUAAAAAUUUGUGUACAGUUCAAAGAAUUUAUUUUAUAUUUCUAUAUUUCAAAUUCUAUAUUUUAAUAUAUUAUUCAUAUAUCCACUACGCAAUUAUUUGAUGUAUAUGUGUAUAUACGAUUACAUUGCACGUAUGAACGGUUUCAAUUUAAGAACUUUUUUAUAAUCAUGAUUCGAAAUGACAAUUUCGUUGCGUACUGUAUACUUUUCAUAAAAUAUUCUCUUUAAUAUGAAUUUCACUUUGCAUAUACAGAUUCUAUUCAAUGAAC